AUGUCUAGACUACUUCUGUUUAUUUUCUCAAUAUUUUAUUUAAAAGUAGUCAGGAAAGAAAGCAUGCAAACAUACUUAUUCGCAUGCAAGCUGACAAACUAGAAAAACAAGUUAACCAAGUUAGACAGUCAUUAGUCAGCCUAGCCGUCUAAAGUCAAGGGCAAUUUCAAUACAUGAGAUCAGCAAGGACAACGCUGAACACAUUUUUAAAGACAUAUAUUGAUCCAAUGAUGCAUUGCUAAUGUGAUGUGUUGAAAAACCUUUAUUUCUUCAAAGUGGAUGUACAGCUGGCGUGAGGAGAACAGAGCCUAACAAUUCAGUCAUGAUAUACAUGCGAAGAGGAAAAUUGAGAUUCGUUUUCAUGGUGGCUGCCCUCAUAAUAUCGGUAUGCCUUGUCCUCAAACUCCUGCUGGAUCCUGAACUAACAUUAUCAGAUUUAGUAGAAAGGUCAUUGGGGGGAGCAGCUUCUGACCAGUUGAAACCUGAUAAUCAUAAAGAUGAUGGUCCUAAAGGCAAAUGUGGCCUUCCAAAACCAUGUCCUGAAAAUAAUUAUACCUUUAAGAUGUACAGCGGCGCAACGAGCAUCAUUGGACCACGAAUAUGCUUUGAGGGGAAAAUGAUAAUAGAGAAAGAAACACGAGGAAAUCGACAAGGAAUUAAUAUUGCUGUUAUCAAUGAAAAAACGGGUGAACACAUUAAAACUGGCAUCUUCAAUAUGUGGAACGGAAAGGUUGAGGAGCUGAUAGAGUUUCUGAAGUCAAUUGAGGAUGGUUCUCUUGUGCUGAUUGCCACUUUUGAUGAUCCAGCCACAAAACUUAAUGAUGAAGCAAGGACACUCUUUGCAGAGCUUGGCAGUUCAUAUAUUUCCCAGCUGAAAUUCAGAGAUAACUGGGUCUUUGUGGGAGGAAAGAAAACCAAAACCAAUAUCUCUUUUGAGCAGCACAUAAAGAAUGACAGGGAAACCAAUAAGUACGAAGGCUGGCCAGAAAUUAUUGAGAUGGAAGGUUGCAUACCUCGAAUAGACUGAAUUUUCCUACGGCGCAAUUUGUUCUGCUAAAUAAUGCCUUUUAAAUCAGGCACCAAGCUGAGCCACAAUUCAUUUCUAAUGAGUUACAUGAUACUUUGGACUGUCUUGAAUAUAGAGUCAUUCAUUUUUGGCCAGAGGUUAUCCUGGGCUUUUAUAAUAUUAUAUACUAUAUAAAAACAUUUUUUUUAUAUUGUUAUAUAGUAAAUAUAUUUGGUUAUUUUUAUUUUAUUUUUUUUUGUCUGGGUAUUUUUAUCAUUGUAAGUGUUAAAAAUGUUAAUUAACGUUGAUAUUUGUAUGUUCUAUUUGUGAUAUUAAAUGGUUGUUUGGA
Carassius gibelio (silver crucian carp) is the source of this 1355-nucleotide messenger RNA. Its product is annotated as protein FAM3C. Lineage: Eukaryota; Metazoa; Chordata; Actinopteri; Cypriniformes; Cyprinidae. Bases 323 to 1027 code for a protein of 234 amino acids. The record is from RefSeq and is a predicted model, not a curated record. The transcript is spliced from 9 exons.